This is a messenger RNA of Manis javanica (Malayan pangolin), 4066 nucleotides long. It is a transcript of the gene ZNF623, whose product is annotated as zinc finger protein 623. The record is from RefSeq and is a predicted model, not a curated record. NCBI's taxonomy places the organism in Eukaryota, Metazoa, Chordata, Mammalia, Pholidota, Manidae.
CCGGCCGACUUCCGGCCGCGGGGUGCGGGCGGCCGUGCGCGCUUUGUUGGCCGGCCUGAGGGCGGGCGGCCGGCGGCUCCGAGUGCAGGCUCGCGCCGUCCUCUCGCCGCUGGGCGCCGGCCACACUGGAAAUGAGUUUUGGAGGGCAUCCCUUUGUGGAACUGCAAUCAGUAUUCUUCCCACUGGUGCAUGUUUGAGAUUCUGACAUAGGAAGUGGUGACAAGAGGUGAUGCUGGAAGCUGAGUCUUUGAGGAUGGAAACCUACAUAAGGCAAUGUCAGAAACACUCGUAGUGAUGGAGCCCCCCACCCCUGAAUCCAGGGAGAUCCCUGAACCCAUAUUAGGGGGUCUUUUGGGAAACCCAGAAGGGCAGAGCCUGCGGAGUUGCCCCUCUCAGGAGGGAGGUUUCAAGCAGGUGACAGUCACCCAUUGGAAGAUCCAAACAGGAGAGUCAGCCCAGGUGGGUAGCAAAUCAGGAGGAAGCCCACUUCUGAGUUCAAACCUCCUCAUACUUCAGAGAGAGCUUAUAGGAGGGGAAGCCGAGCAGCAUGAGACUUGCAGCAAAAGCUUCACAUUUAACUCGGACCUAGUUAGACAUGAGGUUUCUCAUACUGGGGAGAAGUCCUACAAAUGUGAUCGUUGUGGGAAAGGCUUCAUCCAAAGCUCUCACCUUGCAGAGCACCAGAGAGUUCAUGCUGGAGAAAGACUCUAUGUGUGUAAUGUGUGUGGGAAAGACUUCCUUCACUAUGCAGGUCUUAUUGAGCACCAGAGAGCUCAUGUAGGGGAAAAGCCAUUCAAAUGUGUUCAGUGUGGGAAAGCAUUCUGUCACAGCUCAGACCUAAUUCGACACCAGCGAGUUCAUACCCGGGAGAGACCUUUUGAAUGCAAAGAAUGUGGGAAAGGCUUCAGUCAGAGCUCAUUACUUAUUCGACAUCAGAGAAUUCACACAGGAGAAAGGCCCUAUGAAUGUAACGAGUGUGGAAAAUCUUUCAUUAGGAGCUCAAGCCUUAUUCGACAUUAUCAGAUCCACACAGAAGUGAAACAGUAUGAAUGUAAGGAGUGUGGGAAGGCUUUCCGUCAUCGCUCAGACCUCAUUGAACACCAGAGAAUUCACACUGGAGAGAGACCCUUUGAAUGUAAUGAGUGUGGGAAAGCCUUUAUUCGGAGUUCAAAGCUUAUACAGCAUCAGCGGAUCCACACAGGAGAAAGGCCUUAUGUGUGCAAUGAGUGUGGGAAGCGUUUCAGCCAGACAUCAAACUUUACUCAGCAUCAGAGAAUUCACACUGGAGAGAAACUUUAUGAAUGUAAUGAAUGUGGGAAAGCUUUCUUUCUGAGUUCAUACCUUAUUCGACACCAGAAAAUACACACUGGAGAGAGGGUAUAUGAAUGUAAAGACUGUGGGAAAGCUUUUCUCCAGAAAGCCCAUCUCACUGAACAUCAGAAAAUUCACACUGGCGAUAGACCCUUUGAAUGUAAGGACUGUGGGAAAGCUUUCAUUCAGAGCUCCAAGCUUCUUCUACAUCAGAUUAUUCAUACUGGAGAAAAGCCCUAUGUAUGUAGUUAUUGUGGGAAAGGCUUUAUUCAGAGGUCAAACUUCCUUCAACACCAGAAAAUUCAUAAUGAAGAGAAACUCUAUGAAUGUGGUCAGUAUGGGAAAGAUUUCAACUCAGCUCCAAACUUUAAAAAUAAUCAAGGUGUUCACCAAGCAGAACUUCCCUUGAAUAAGACCCCUGUACAUUUGGGUGAGAAGUCUGUAGGUCAUGGGGAACUUUCAGAUAACUUAUAAUCAUUCUCUAACUCAAUGACAAUGUUUGGAAGUGAGUGGCAUGAGUCCUCAUUCACGUGGCUUUGGAUGUGUCAGCAUUUCCCAAAGUCACAGAUGGGCUGCUUUAGGAGUAGGCUACUGCCCGCCACUUAGCAGCAUUGCCAGACUGCUGUCCCCCUCCUCGGCUAGGAAUGUGUGUCCUCAGGAGAACCACAUGACUGGACGGCUGACUUUGAGCUGGAACAAUGUUGGGGAGGAGCUAGGUCUCAAGGCUUCUAUAUUUUAUUGCACAAUGACAAUUCAACCCUGAGCUAAACCCCUUUUACAGCAGAACUAUGUAUCUGAUCUUAUUCUUAAAACUUUGAGUAUUAUGUAGCAAUUUUUGACCUAUCAAAAAGGCAAGUUGGAAAGAUACUUUCUUAUUUUAAACCAUAAGUUGGUACCCUGUUGUCCUUAAGAUAAAUUCUAAACUCCCUGUCCUGUAUCCUAAGGCCUUUUCCUCUCUGGAACCAUGUCUCCCACCAUUUAACUCUGCAACAUAGUUGGCACUGCAGCAACACUGAUUGACAUCACCACUUGUCCAAGCUUUUCAUGCCCCUUUGCUUUUGUCCUUAUUUGAAUACUCUCCUCUCCUCACCUAGUUAACUCAUCAUGAGUCAAGACCUGUCUGAGGCAUCAUGUCAGGCUAAGCCAGCUACCCCUCUGUGCUUCUGUUUCUCUGCUCGCCUCCAUGACUGCACGUACUUUGAUAUGUCAAAAUCAUGUUUUUAUAUACUAUCAUUAUUACACUAAAUUCUCUAAGGACAAUGAUCAAUCAUUAAUUUAUGUGUCUGACAUCUAGUGGAAGGCAGUAAAAAGCACACCCCAAAUCUAUGUGUAAUUGGCACCUCUAUUGCUUGUCCUUUCUAUAUUUUAUUUUUAAAAACAUCUUGGAUAUUUUUGUUGUUUUGUAAUAGGAUAAUUACUGUUCUACUGGAAAUAUCUUCUGUUAGCCCCAGUGAUGUUUUCUGCUCAUACUUAGAAGUUGCAAGCAAAAGCCAUCUAAGACUGGCACCCCUGUUAUUUAUUACCUGUAGAGCUCAGCCAUGACCACUUGCCUUCAGGGAGCAUUGUCUUCAUUUAGUUGUGUAUCUUUCUGAGCCACUCGGGGCACAUGAUUCCAGUGUACUACACAACUUUAUUCUGUCUUAAUAGAUUGAACUCAACUUUUGUCACAUCCCCUGAUCUCUCACUCAUUUUGUCUUUUACUUGAAAAGUGUAUUGCUCUAUAAAGACCAGUUCUAAAAACUGGAAAAACAGAUUAAGUAAGACAUCAUCCAUCCUGAAGUCAUUCAAAGUCAAAUGGGGAAGACAGAUCAGUACAGAGUUAAAUGUUGAAAUUGAAGUAUGUUCCAAGUCGUGUAGGAGCAUAGCUAAGAAGGUGACUGAUUUUGACAUAGAGGAUCUGGCAUGGCUUCUCAGAAGAGGUCCACAGACAUAAAUAGGCAUUUGUCAGCUGGAGAAGAAAAGAGUGCUCUGGGAGGGAAUAUGCAGAAACGGAGGUGUGGGAGGCUGUUUAGCAGAGCUGUUGAAAAGCAGGCAAGUUUUACUGCCCAGCGGAUAGCGGUCUAGCGAGACUAUUGUUGCCUCUGUAUUCCUUGUAUCUGAAUGUCAACCAAAACAACUGGUUUCAAAAUGACAUAUAGCAGGGUUUUUUUUGCCCGUGAGAGCAUAUUUGAGUUCUUAACAAAUUCCAGCAACCCUAGGAGCCUUCAGGGGGUAAAUAAUUAAAAAAAGACAUGCAAUACUCCACCUUCUGGAACAUUUACCAUUAUCAGAGGUAUUUUACAUGGUAUAGGAGCAGAUAUCAGAUCAUUUUGGUCAACUUCAUUGAGGUCCAAUUUCUAUACAGUAAAAUACCUAUUUUAUGUGUACAGAGUUCUGAAAAAUCUAUACACCAUGUAACAACCAUAAGAAUCAAGAAAAAUAACACUUCUAUCAUCCAAAAGCAUUCCCUUUUGCCUUUUCCCAGCUAACCCCACCCCAGCCCCAAGUAACCACUUCCUGUCAGUGUAGGUUAGUUUUGCUUAUUCUAGGACUUUGUAUAAAUGGAUUCAUAUAGUAUAUAAUCUUGUGUGUCUUAAUUCUUUCACUUUGGCAUGUUCUAAAAGCUCAAAUUAGUUACAUGUUUUAGUAGCUCUUUGCUGCAUAGUGUUCCAUUUUAAGGAAAAGCCAUCAUUUGGUAUUCAUCUGUUGAUAGAAAUUUUGGUUUCCAGAUUUGGUUCUUAUGAAUAAAACUGCUAUGAGCACUUGUGUAAAAGUA